AUGGAGACAAUCUUUCUAACUGCACUGGGCAAGCAUGCCCCUUGCAUUGCUCACCCAGCUUCCUCUCUUUCUCUUCUCAAUAAACAUGUUCUGUUUCUCCAAGCUCAUGUGAUUGAGCUCAGAGCAGCAAAGAGUUAUGCAAUAGGAGCAUGUGACUACAUAUGGUUUUGCAUUACUCAUGCACUGCCACUUGAACUGACACCACUUACUCUCAGCAGGUACAUCACCUAUAUAUCCCAGUUCAUCUCAUCUGGCCCAAAAUACUUGACUGGAGUCCAUCACUUUCUAAAAGACCUUUAUCCUGACUUUGAUAUCAGUCACAAACAUCCCAUGGUGCAAGCUACUAUUCAUGGCUCAAGAAAGACAAGAGGUGGUCCCACAUCCCAAAAACUACCCCUUCAAUUAUUCCAUUUGAUCACCUUUUGUCUUCUUGCUAACAUCUCAGAUUCUUAUGAUGACCUCCUAUUCACCACCAUCCUUGCUUGCUGCUUUUAUGGCUGCCACCAGUCAGGUGAGCUCAUUUGGCAAAAUGACAAACAACUUCAGGACUUUUGCAAAAUAAUCAAACAUUCUUCCUUCAUCCUCCAAAAGAAUGAUGUACAAUAUCAUCUUCCUUACAACAAGUCUGACCCCUUCUACUAUGACACUGACAUCCUACUCACAUGA
Messenger RNA from Guyanagaster necrorhizus, 666 nucleotides. RefSeq lists its product as uncharacterized. The coding region runs from base 1 to 666 and encodes 221 amino acids. Lineage: Eukaryota; Fungi; Basidiomycota; Agaricomycetes; Agaricales; Physalacriaceae. The transcript has a single exon. The record is from RefSeq and is a predicted model, not a curated record.